Colletotrichum paranaense is the source of this 1350-nucleotide messenger RNA. Its product is annotated as cytochrome P450. Lineage: Eukaryota; Fungi; Ascomycota; Sordariomycetes; Glomerellales; Glomerellaceae. The record is from RefSeq and is a predicted model, not a curated record. The transcript has 7 exons. Gene Ontology annotation, molecular function: monooxygenase activity; iron ion binding; heme binding. Bases 1 to 1350 code for a protein of 449 amino acids.
AUGUUACUCCUUUCUCCCGUCUUUUUGGGAGCAGCAUUCUCUGUCCUAGCUUUGACGACGAAGUACAUCCAUGCGCUCCACCAGCAAUAUGGACCGGUUGUCCGAGUCGCACCAGACGAGGUCUCAUUCACAUCGUACGAAGCCGUCAAAGAGAUUUACUGCUCUGGAGGCAGCGGUUAUGACAAGACGGAGUUUUAUGACUUGUUUAAAGUCUAUGGACGAAGGACUAUGUUCACAACGUUGAACAAGGAAGAUCAUGCGAAGCGCAAGAGAAUAAUUGCGGACCGCUACGCAAACAGUAACGUCCUGCGACCUGUACCUCUAGGCGGAAUUCAGGAGAGGUCACAAAAGUUUAUCAAGUUGUGCGAGAAGUCCGUUGGCAAGAGCCACGACAUAUUCAUGAGUCUUCACUCAUACGCCUGUGAUUGCGUCACACAUCACCUGUUCCAUCCGUACGGCAGUAAUUGCCUCGAGGACAAGGCGGACGAGGAAAUGAUGCACCAGGUUGCUGCUGACGACAGCCUGCAAAACCGCCUUGUUCAGCACUAUAGUCCCGCGCUGCACAAGCUCCUCUCUCGAUUCCUGUACUUCUUCGCCAAGCCCCGCGAGACGCCCCUCGCCGACACCUUUGUCAUCGAGUCCAGCAAAAAGCCCGACCCGGCGGCCUUCACGCUCCUGAGCCGGCUCCACGACAAGGCGGGCCAGGGACUGGACCAGCUCGACGUGGCGGGCGAGUGCCUCGACCACAUGGCGGCAGGCAUCGACACGACGGGCGACGGGCUGUGCUUUCUCAUGUGGGAGCUCUCGCAGCCGCGGUCGCUGCGUUUUCAGGAGACGCUGCGACGCGAGCUGAGGGAGAACCCGGGGGUCGCGUUCGACAAGUUGCCGUUCCUCGAUGCCAUUGUGCAGGAAGGGUUGCGGUGCUUCCCAGCUAUCCCGAUGUCCCUGCCGCGUUAUGUGCCCCAGGGCGGGCGGGUGAUUGACGGGUAUGCCAUCCCGGGGAAGACUACAGUCAGCUGCCAGGCGUAUUCCAUUCACCGCAUCAACGAGGAAGUGUUCCCGGAGCCAGACUCGUUCAACCCUGAUCGGUGGAUGGAGCCAACGGGUGACGCUGAGAGGAAGCGGCUCAUGUUUGCGUUUGCUAACGGAGGCCGGGGAUGUGUUGGCAAGCAUCUGGCGCUCGCCGAGAUGAAGACUCUGUUGACGGAUAUUUACACCGGUUACACGACGCUUCCUGAGACGUCAAUGGCGGAAGAGUCGAUGGCCAUGUCGGACCAGCUCAUCUCCUCGCGACCCCUAGGACAAAAGUGUUUGCUGCAGUUUGUUCCCGUUGGCGAGAAGCGGGAAUGA